UUCAUUCCGUCAAACAAUGUCCACCCUUUCAGCUAUUCCCACCAUACCGCAGGUAUUGCGGCGGAUUACCAACAGUAAAGAUGCCAAACUGAAGGCUUCGUCGUUCCUUUCCUUACUUGUUGCUCUAUAUCUCCUCCGGAGACGACGGAAGCAGAACACGGUCCUCUCAUCCGACAAGGAUGACGUGGCUCGAGCUAUGCAGAUGGUGUACGAGCCAAACGCUGAUGGCAGCAAGACGCUCUUGCUCCCGGUUCGUGGACGCGUGGCGAAGGUCCAUAUAUGCGAAACCUCUCCAGAUACUCUGAAAGCCGAUGCACGCCAUUUCCCUCCUGUCCCACCAACUCACAAACCAAAUGUGGACCGAGUCUUCCUCCGGCAACUUCGUGCUAUCCUGCGUAUUGCCUUUCCUUCGCUUACCUCAAAGGAGACGUUCAUUGUCCUCCUACAUUCAUUCUUCUUGGUCCUACGUACUGUCUUAAGUGUUGGGGUUGCAAGGCUCGAUGGACGCAUUGUACGUGAUCUCGUCAGCGGAAACGGACCUGGCUUUCUUCGUGGAUUAGGCUGGUGGUUUGCUUUUGCGAUCCCAAGCACAUAUACGAAUUCCAUGCUUCGCUACUUGCAGUCCAAGCUAGCAUUGAGGCUCCGCACGCGCCUCACUCGAUAUACCAAUGAUCUUUACCUAUCUUCAGCCCCCUCUAUGAGAUAUUAUCGCAUCUCGCAACCGGGAGGGUUAGAGGGCGUCGAUCAAUAUCUCACCUCGGACAUCGCAGCUUUCUGUGAUUCGAUCUCUACACUUUAUGGGAACGUUAUGAAGCCGACUCUCGAUAUGUUCAUCUUCACAGCACAGUUGGCGCGAGGGCUUGGUGCACGCGGAACUGUACUCCUCGUCUUAAAUUACUACGUAACUGUGCGCAUAUUGCGUGCAGUUACUCCUGCCUUUGGACGACUUGCGGCAGUAGAGGCGAUGCUAGAAGGCGAAUAUCGGGCGGGUAUGGGCCGUGUGGGUCGAGAAAGCGAGGAAAUCGCAUUCUACGCUGGCGGGCUGCGUGAGCGCAGUAUCCUGUGGAACGCAUACCUGAGACUCGUUAGGCACAUUAACUCGAUUUACAAGCUACGAAUUGCUUAUGAGUGGACGGAAGACUUUGUUAUCAAGUAUCUAUGGUCUGCCGCCGGGUAUUGCCUCAUUUCAAUUCCUGUCCUGUUCACGCGCAGACGCCACAUCGGAGUACAAGCACCUACUCUAUCUGAAGGCAUAGACGAUGCCGUUGCAGAUCGAACCGAAAACUACAUCUCCUCUCGACGCUUGCUUCUCUCACUCGCUGACGCAGGCGGACGUCUUAUGUACGCAUACAAGGAUGUACUAGAACUUGCAGGAUACACAACGCGUCUCUACUCAUUGUUGUCAACGCUGCAUUCGCUUCCAACAUCGAUUUCAUUCACACCUUCAGCAGAUUCCGUCGCCAUGAAGCACCUUGACGUCGGAAUUCCUGCAGCGUCUACAGAUGAUUCAGAAGAUCCGGAAGGCGUGAUUUUAGUGCAUGACCUCAACUUUGAGCUGAAGGCUGGCGCUGGCGAGCAUCUCAUGAUCACAGGGACGAAUGGAGUCGGGAAGACGGCAAUAGCACGAGUUGUAGCCGGACUUUGGGCAGGACGGGCUGGUGCCGCCCAUAAUGUAGACGAACGUGGGCUUGUUCGUCCGCCACUUGGCGUCUCCGAAGUAUUUGUAGUCCCUCAGCGUGCAUAUAUGGUUUCCGGUACUCUCCUUGACCAGGUCAUCUAUCCACAUUCAUACGCUCAAUUCGUGCAGUCCGGGAGAACUGAGGAAGAACUGCUUGAGAUUCUAAAGGCCGCUCACCUUGCUUACAUACCAGAGCGUGAGGGAGGUUGGAUGGCCCGUAAGGAAUGGAGGGAUGUUUUGAGCGGCGGAGAAAAGCAACGGAUGGGUCUUGCACGAGCAUUCUAUCAUAGGCCGAAGUUUGCGGUCUUCGAUGAAUGCACAAGUGCGGUAUCAAGUGACGUGGAAGGUUCAAUGUAUCAACACGCAAAGUCUCUCGGUAUUACGCUCAUCACGAUAUCUCUUCGACCAUCAUUAGCGAAAUACCACACGCACCUUCUGACUUUACACACGGAACCCAUCAGCGAGGCUGAGAACAGUGGCGAGGCAGUCAACUGGACUCUCACGCGUGUCGGAACGGCAGCAGAACGAAUGGAGCGCGACCGUGAGAUCGCACAUCUGGAAGCACGUCUUGCGGAGGUAGAUUCUUGGACGGCACGUGUACGGGAGCUGGAAGCAUUACUCUCUGCUCCGGUGCUCCCUUAAUGGAGUCGUUUGGAUGAAAUUCUUAUGGAGAGACGGACGGUAUUCAUUGGUUCGGGCCUUGUGUCUCUUAGCAGGACUAUUAGAACGAUAUCGUAGACGGAUCAGGGACGCUUUCCGUGCAAGUAACAUACAAGUAAC
Molecule: messenger RNA, 2458 nt
Organism: Fomitiporia mediterranea MF3/22
Lineage: Eukaryota; Fungi; Basidiomycota; Agaricomycetes; Hymenochaetales; Hymenochaetaceae
Exons: 9
Coding region: 17-2320 (767 amino acids)
Biological process (GO): long-chain fatty acid import into peroxisome; fatty acid beta-oxidation; very long-chain fatty acid catabolic process
Cellular component (GO): peroxisomal membrane
Molecular function (GO): ATP hydrolysis activity; ABC-type transporter activity; long-chain fatty acid transmembrane transporter activity
Source: RefSeq, a predicted model, not a curated record